GUCUCGGGCGAGGCGGGGGAUUCAAGCGCGUUAUAAGGCGAGGAGCCCGGGACGCCCGGGACGCCGCGCUCGGAGCCACGAGGGACCCGCCGCCUGCAUGGCCCCGGCCCGCCGCCCCGCCGGAGCCCGCCUGCUGCUGCUCUACGCGGGCCUGCUGGCCGCCGCCGCGGGCCUGGGCUCCCCCGAGCCUGGGGCGCCCUCGAGGAGUCGCGCCCGCGAGGAGCCGCCGCCGGGGAACGAGCUGCCCCGGGGCCCCGGGGAGAACCGCGCGGAGCUGGCCGCCCAUCCGCCGGAGCCCACGGACGAACGUGCACACAGCGUCGACCCCCGGGACGCCUGGAUGCUUUUCGUCAGGCAGAGUGACAAGGGUGUCAAUGGCAAGAGGAGGAGCAGGGGCAAGGCCAAGAAGCUGAAGUUCGGCUUGCCAGGGCCCCCCGGGCCUCCCGGUCCCCAGGGCCCCCCAGGCCCCACCAUCCCACCCGAGGCGCUGCUGAAGGAGUUCCAGCUGCUGCUGAAAGGCGCGGUACGGCAGCGGGAGCGCGCGGAGCCCAGACCCUGCACGCGCGGCCCCGCCGGGCCAGUCGCCGCGAGCCUCGCCCCGGUCUCGGCCACUGCCAGGGAGGAUGACGAUGACGUGGCGGAGGUUGUGCUGGCGCUGCUGGCUGCGUCCCGGGCCCCGGGGCCGCCGCGCGUGGAGGCCGCCUUCCACUGCCGCCUGCGCCAGGACGUGUCGGUGGAGCGGCGUGCGCUGCACGAGCUUGGUGCCUACUACCUGCCUGACGCCGAGGGUGCCUUCCACCGCGGCCCUGGCCUGAACCUGACCAGUGGCCAGUACAGGGCGCCCGUGACUGGCUUCUACGCGCUUGCCGCCACGCUGCACGUAGCGCUCGGGGAGCCGCCGAGGAGGGGGCCGCUGCGCCCCCGGGACCGCCUGCGCCUGCUCAUCUGCAUCCAGUCCCAGUGCCAGCGCAAUGCCUCCCUGGAGGCUGUCAUGGGCCUGGAGGGCAGCAGUGAGCUCUUCACCAUCUCCGUGAAUGGUGUCCUGUACCUGCAGAUGGGGCAGUGGGCCUCUGUCUUCCUGGACAACGCCAGCGGCUCCUCCCUCACAGUGCGCAGCGGCUCCCACUUCAGCGCUAUCCUCCUGGGCGUGUGAGCGGCACCACAGCCCUUUCCUCUCACGGGCAAAUGGAACAGAGGUCUAGACUGUGUGGACAGUGUCAAGUGGCAGUGGCCGCGUGCAGGAGGCCCACCUGGAACUUCCCCCACACUGGCUGCUGCAAUUCAGCCCACAGAGCCACUAGAGGCAGGCCUGCGGAGGUGGUCCCAGAGCCGGGAGUGAUUCAGAACACCAUCUUUUAAAAGGGGAAGCCCUGUUGGACUGUUAACCAGGAAACGGUAGGUGUGCCUGGGGCACCUGCUAGUCCCCAGCUGCAGACUGGCUCUUUCCUGGCCUGCUCAGCACCUGCCCAGAUGGCCUCUGCGUCUUUCCUGCAGCCCAGCCCCAGCUAUUCCACCUCUCUUCAUGUUCUCAGAGUGCCGAGCGCACUGGCCAGGGUCCCUGCCUGGAAGAGGAUACACUGGUGCAGGGCUGAGGGGGCGCCACAGGGAAG
Molecule: messenger RNA, 1610 nt
Organism: Saimiri boliviensis boliviensis (Bolivian squirrel monkey)
Lineage: Eukaryota; Metazoa; Chordata; Mammalia; Primates; Cebidae
Gene: ERFE
Product: erythroferrone
Biological process (GO): negative regulation of gluconeogenesis; positive regulation of D-glucose import across plasma membrane; positive regulation of insulin receptor signaling pathway
Molecular function (GO): hormone activity
Source: RefSeq, a predicted model, not a curated record